This is a messenger RNA of Drosophila santomea, 1056 nucleotides long. Its product is annotated as melanization protease 1. NCBI's taxonomy places the organism in Eukaryota, Metazoa, Arthropoda, Insecta, Diptera, Drosophilidae. The record is from RefSeq and is a predicted model, not a curated record. Gene Ontology annotation, biological process: proteolysis. The coding region runs from base 20 to 955 and encodes 311 amino acids. Gene Ontology annotation, molecular function: serine-type endopeptidase activity. The transcript is spliced from 4 exons.
ACAUAAUCAGUAUUUGAAAAUGACCCUCCGCACAAUGAGCAGCUCCAUCAUUGGAAUCGCAGUGCUCGGCUGCCUCUGGCUUCGCGUCCAAGGAUUUCAAUUGCUCCUGGAAGAGGAUUGCGGUGUCGCCCAUAGGAUAAGCCAACGAAGUGUAGAUGCAAAGCUGAUGCAGCAUCCGUGGAUGGCCUACUUGGAAACUCCCAAGGGAUACCACUGCGCUGGCACUUUAGUUAAUCACUGGUUCGUCCUAACGGCAGCUCACUGUGUUCCGGACGACUUGCAAAUAACCGUUCGCCUGGGAGAGUACAAUACGGGAACCAAGCUGGACUGCGUCAACCACAGGUGCCAGGAAGCCCACCAGGAGUACGAUGUGGACAUGGGCUUCAGGCAUAAGUCUUACAAUGCGGAUAACCAAACCAACGACAUCGGCAUGCUGCGACUGGGCAGAAGGGUGGAGUACUCACUUCAAAUACGUCCCAUUUGCAUUUUCGCAAGCAACCGAUGGGAGGAACUGAUUGAGAAGUUCACCUGGUUUACUGCCACCAUUUGGCGAGAGACCGCCCCAAACGCAACGAGCAAAGUUCUCCAGACCAUCGACAUCGAACGCCACCACCCCCAAAAACCGAGCAACACAGAUAUAUGCUUAGAGAUCUAUGGCAGAAACACGACGUACGGCCAGAUGUGCGCCGGCAGCAAGAUGAGCCACCUGUGCAGCAGCGACUCCGGGGCACCGCAGACCCGGAUAAUGUGGCACAAUAACUCAGACCGCAUGGUGCAGCUGGGCAUCGCCAGCUGGGCGAAGGGCAAGUGUGAAGACUCCGGCAUACUCACGGAUCUCUCAAGCUAUGCUAGCUGGAUCAAACGGGUGGUUCGGCAACAUGGACCCUCAGCAGAUAUGGACCCUCAUAUGACAGAAGGGUACGAUGAAACUGCAGAGUUUUAUAACCCGGUAUAAUGUCAUAUCAAUUGUAAGGCUGUUUAUUGGUAGCUCUAUUUUAUUCAGACAGUGGAAAUGUAAUGAUGAUGGUGUUCUAAUAUGACUGAUUACAAUUUAUU